UUGUGAUGCAGGCAUGAGUCUCUCCGGACUCUCGAGCGCAUAUGGGAGGUAAAGCAGCAUGUUCGUGUGUUCUGCAUCAGUGUGUCAUUGACUCCGGCUCUGCAAGGAUCUUAUCACGGCAUUGCGGUGAGUGGAGAAGUUGUGUGGGAUAGUCUGUGUGUCCAGCACUCAUCUGUACACUGCAGUCUCGCCUGUGACCAGUGUGACUGCUGGCAUCGCUGUGAGGAUCAACUCGACCAUCCGACCAUAUUAAACGGUCUUUCUUCUAUAGAGCUAUAUAUCCUUAUUAACAAACUCAGAGGAUGUUUCCAUUUUAAACUGGAGAACUUCACCUCUUAAGAAGACAUGGGACUUGGACAGUCUAGCAGGACAUCCGUCAGUGAUGACCCAGCGGAGGUCAAUUUUGAGCACUUUCAGAUCUUGAGAGCCAUUGGUAAAGGCAGUUUUGGGAAAGUAUGCAUCGUUCAGAAAAAGGACACAAAGAAAAUGUACGCCAUGAAGUAUAUGAACAAACUUCAGUGUGUGGAGCGCAAUGAGGUGCGCAAUGUCUUCAAAGAGCUCCAGAUAAUGCAGAACCUAGAGCACCCGUUCCUGGUCAAUUUCUGGUACUCAUUUCAAGACGAAGAGGACAUGUUCAUGGUAGUUGACCUGCUGCUGGGAGGAGAUCUACGUUACCAUCUACAACAGAAUGUGCACUUUACAGAGAGCACUGUGAAGCACUACGUGUGUGAAAUCACCCUGGCUUUGCACUAUCUGCGCAACAAACACAUCAUCCACAGAGACAUUAAGCCAGACAACAUUUUACUGGACGAGCACGGUCACGCUCACCUGACAGAUUUUAACAUAGCUGCUAUUGUGAAGGAAGACUUAAAAGCCACAUCUAUUGCAGGGACAAAACCAUACAUGGCCCCAGAACUGUUCCAGUCGUUCGAGGGAACGCACCCAGGUUACUCUUUCUCAGUGGACUGGUGGUCUUUAGGGAUUACUGCAUAUGAGCUUCUCCGUGGACAGAGGCCGUACAUCAUGCGCACUAACACACCAGCCAAUGAGAUCCUGCAAACUUUCCACAAAGCGCACCCCUGUUACCCUGCGGCCUGGUCUUCAGGGAUCAAGUCUCUCCUACAAAUGCUGUUGUGUGUAGAUGCUCAGAAGAGGAUGUCCUGUCUCUCGGAGCUCCAGGACUUGGAAUACCUCUCUGAUGUCAAUUGGGAUGCUGUGCUCAGCAAACAAAUCCCACCUGGCUUCCUCCCUAAUAGGAGACGACUAAACUGUGACCCCACGUUUGAGCUGGAGGAGAUGAUCCUGGAAUCCAAACCGCUGCAUAAGAAGAAGAAGAGGCUGGCGAGGAAGACGAGGGAGAACGGCUCUGAUGGAUCUCCUCAGAAUGGGCAAAUCCAACAACGCUUAGACACUGUCCAAAGAGAUUUCAUCGUCUUCAACAGGGAAAAGUUGUGGAAAACCAAAGCGGACACUGAGACCAACAACCUCAAUGCAGAAGAGACAAACAAAGCCAUUCAAGACGGACAGAACAACAACGUACAGCAUUGUUUAUCAAGUUAACAUUUGACCGGAGGGACACGCCACAGCUUUCUUAUUUCACUCCAAGCUCAUGGCAGAGCAGACGCCCCACUGCAGUUCCCAUGGAAAACCCCCAGAAAAUGCAUGAGAAAAUCCAUGGAAUAUCAUGGGUUCCAGGAUGGAUUCAUCAAGCUAGCGUGCCCCUCAUGCUCCGCAUUCACGCAAAAACUGACGGCGUACGGUGGUUUACAGUGACUGAC
This is a messenger RNA of Rhinichthys klamathensis goyatoka, 1778 nucleotides long. RefSeq names its product serine/threonine kinase 32A (gene stk32a). Gene Ontology annotation, biological process: regulation of signal transduction; protein phosphorylation; G protein-coupled receptor signaling pathway. The coding region runs from base 346 to 1560 and encodes 404 amino acids. The record is from RefSeq and is a predicted model, not a curated record. The transcript has 13 exons. Lineage: Eukaryota; Metazoa; Chordata; Actinopteri; Cypriniformes; Leuciscidae. Gene Ontology annotation, molecular function: G protein-coupled receptor kinase activity; G protein-coupled receptor binding; ATP binding.